This is a messenger RNA of Mycena citricolor, 1424 nucleotides long. The record is from the annotation of a GenBank genome assembly. NCBI's taxonomy places the organism in Eukaryota, Fungi, Basidiomycota, Agaricomycetes, Agaricales, Mycenaceae.
GUAACGCUCGAAUCCGUCCCCCGUUUCGGUUUUUCUCCUCGUGAACACCAAGGCGAGACUUCAAGAUGGGUAUUUCAAGAUCUUCUCGGCACAAGCGCUCGGAAACCGGUGCCCAGCGCGCCCACUACCGCAAAAAGAGAAAGUUCGAGUUGGGUCGUCAGCCGGCCAACACCAAGCUUGGUGCCAAGCGUGUGCACACCGUCCGUGUGCGUGGUGGUAACCUCAAGUACCGUGCCCUUCGUCUGGAGAGCGGAAACUUCGCCUGGGGCUCGGAGCACGUCACCCGCAAGACCAGGAUUAUUGGCGUCGUUUACAAUGCAUCCAACAACGAGCUUGUCCGCACGAACACCCUCGUGAAGAGCGCUAUCAUCCAGGUCGAUGCUACCCCCUUCCGCCAGUGGUACGAAUCCCACUACGCCCAGCCCGUCACCAAGAAGGGCAAAUCCUCCGCCCCAGCCGCCGACGCCGCCGAACCCGUGAAGCUUUCGAACCAUGCGCAGCGUGAUUUGGAUGCCAAGAAGAAAGAGGCCAAGAUUGACCACCUGUUGGACAGCCAAUUUGCCGCUGGUCGCUUGUACGCCGUCAUCUCCAGCCGCCCUGGUCAGUCUGGACGUGCAGAUGGUUACAUUCUUGAGGGCAAGGAGCUCGAGUUCUACCUGAGGAAACUGCGGACUGGGAAGCAGAAGCACGCCGCUUAAGGCAUUCUUUGGUUCACCACCCAAAAAUACUUAGGAUUCUCCUUAUGUAUGACCCUCAUGCUAGUUCCUUUGCCAAUCCAUGCAUCCAUGAUACUCCAAGGAUCCUCCUAGUGCCAUGCGACAAUUGGAUGUAGCUGACAUUCUAAACUUCGUGUAUUUGUCUGUACGUCAGAACGCGCCUUCCACGCCCAGUGAAUGCCAUGAACUAUCGCUACUUAUGUAUAUGUACGGGAACACUGACUGUUCGUACCAGCUUGACGCGAUCCACGUGACUGACUCUCUUCCUCUCGUUCGCGCGCUCAUCUUCAAUGCUCAUUUUCUCUGUUUUCAAAACCCUCACAGAUCAGCAAGUCACUGUCGAGCUGAAGAAUGACCUCUCCAUCACUGGUGUCUUAAAAUCUGUGGACCAGUUCCUUAACAUCCGAUUAGACAAUAUCAAAGUCCUGGAUGAAGCUCGCCACCCGCACAUGAUGGCGGUCAAGAACUGCUUCAUCCGGGGCUCGGUAGUGCGCUACGUGCAACUCCCAUCCGAGCAUGUCGAUACACAACUGCUGGAGGAUGCUACGCGGAGAGAAUCCACGGCGGUGAAGCGAUGAAGAGAUCCGGGAGUGUUGGACCACUACCCUUCUCUCAUGCGAAUGAGGUGCCAGUGUUAUGUACUAUCUGGCCUCGCAAGUAUCCGAUGUAACAUGAUGUAUUAAUCCGCUAUUCGUUUUCUACUUGUCG